Molecule: messenger RNA, 1908 nt
Organism: Colossoma macropomum (tambaqui)
Lineage: Eukaryota; Metazoa; Chordata; Actinopteri; Characiformes; Serrasalmidae
Product: perforin-1-like
Exons: 3
Coding region: 121-1893 (590 amino acids)
Biological process (GO): immune response
Cellular component (GO): membrane attack complex
Source: RefSeq, a predicted model, not a curated record
CCCAUGGCUUCCUCAAACUGCAUCUGAAAAUGAUGUGUCCAAAUAGGCAGCAUUCAUCAAACAGCACACUGCCCUAUCCCAUGAUUCCACUGGAGCCUAAGAAGAAUUCGAGGUUGAGGGAUGUCAUUUAACAAUGGCGGAGAGCAGAGGGGACAGGAGAGAAGGGCCUCUCACAGAAUGGGGUGGAUGUGUCAUUACCUUGUCAGCUGUUGGAUAUGGUGUUCCCUUCUCUCCAUGGGGAAUACUGAAGAACAGCUGGAACUGGGCGGUCCCAAAGAUUGCAAGAAUACUGUCUUCGUUCCAGGCUACAACCUUGGUGGAGAGGGCUUUGACGUAGUGAAAAUGGAGCGAAAAAAGUCUUACGUCAUCAACAUGGAGAAGUGGAACAUCGGGAACAGCGGCUGCAAAAUGUACAGGAACGCAUACAUGAACAAUGCAAGGCAGAAGAUACCUGCGGCUGUGGUGCACUGGAGAACACUCCCAAAGUGUUCAAUGAAGGUUUCCAGCCAGAUUUAUGAUUCGAGUGAAGCUCUUGUGAAAGACUCUACUUCGCCAAUCUCAAACAACUGGAAAACUGGACUUGAUUUGAUGUUUACAGGUUUAGGUUCGCUAGGAGGCACUCAUUCCCGUGAAUCACAAUUCGGUAUGAAGAAGUCAAAGGAGGACAGUUUCAGUUUCACCAAGCAUGUUGUCGAAUGCAGCUUCUACAGCUACAAAAUAAAAUCCUCACCCCCACUGCAUCGCGAGUUUCUUCGGGCUGUGCAGUCUCUUCCUCGAAACUAUGAUCCACACUCCUAUCAACGCAUAAUUGACAUGUUUGGCACACACUUUACCACAGGAGUGGAGUUGGGUGGGAAGAUGAAAGCAGUAACAGCCAUCAGAUCCUGCAAGGCAACAAUGAAUGGACUUUCGGACACAGCAGUCAAAGACUGUUUGGACGUGGAAGCAUCAGGCACAUACAAUGGUGCUACUUUGAGGGAAGAGUCCCUAGAGUGUCAAAGGUUACAGAAGACCAUGGGAAAUGAAAAAUUCAGCUCAAUGUUUAAUGAGCGACAGACAGAGAUUACAGGAGGGAACAUCAAUGGUGAGGAUCUCCUUUUCUCCAGAGCCUCACAUCCAUAUGCUCUAAAUCGGUGGCUGAACUCCCUGAAGACCAUCCCAGAUGUUGUGAGAUACACCCUUAAACCCCUACAUUCAGUGCUGAACUUAAGGCACCCUGCCAGGAACGGAAUAAAGAAGGCCGUAGAAAAUUAUAUCCGUGCAAAUGCCUUAAAAAAAGUUUGCUCUGAAUCUUGUAAGAUAGGGGCUAGGGGUAGUGCAAGAGAUCGCUGUGCCUGCGUUUGUGAACCAAAUCAAAAUAUACAGUCCAACUGCUGUCCUGUUGGAACAGGUCUAGCCACACUGAGGGUCUUCAACCUACGAGCCAAAGGUUUAUAUGGAGACACCUUUACUAAAACAGACGGCUCUGUACUAGUCAGAUACGAUCGAAUAGUACAACGCACUGCAGUAAUUACAAACAAUGACAAUCCCCGCUGGAAAGAAUCGUUUGAGUUUGGUCCUAUCAAAAUGUCGAACAACAAAACAAUCACUUUCGAAGUCUACGAUGAAGACACUUACUGGAACAGUGACCUUCUUGGAAACUGCUCCUUUCCUCUUACAAGCGGACAUGUGAGUAAAACAUGUUACUUCCAGUAUGGCACCUUCUUCUUCUCGUAUACUGUAAAAUGUGCUCCUAGUCUGCAGGGUCCAGAGUGUGCAGAUUACAGUCCUUCUCCGAUGGCCACCCCUCUGGCCAAAAUAUUCCAUUCCAGAAACGGCAUCCUGGCUAAAGAUAUGUGGAAGUUCCAGGCUGCCCAGAAUUACUCUGAUAACAUCUACUUCAAGGAUAAAUAGUGAUUAAAAAUCAUG